This is a messenger RNA of Carya illinoinensis, 2084 nucleotides long. RefSeq names its product calmodulin-binding receptor-like cytoplasmic kinase 2. Gene Ontology annotation, biological process: protein phosphorylation. Gene Ontology annotation, molecular function: protein kinase activity; ATP binding. The record is from RefSeq and is a predicted model, not a curated record. The coding region runs from base 567 to 1931 and encodes 454 amino acids. The transcript has 6 exons. NCBI's taxonomy places the organism in Eukaryota, Viridiplantae, Streptophyta, Magnoliopsida, Fagales, Juglandaceae.
UUCAUUUAAAUAAAAAAAAAAAACCCAACAAAACAGGAUAAUGAUGGUAAGAAUAGUUGAGAGAAUAUAAUAAAGUGUCUAGAAUCUUGAAAUAAUAUUAUUUUAUUAAAAAAAUGAUAGUUAUAGUCUUAAAUAUUGAAGCGUUAUGUAAUUAUUUUUAAAGGAAAUUAAUAUUUUAAUAAUAAAUUUUAUGAUUUUUUAAAACGAUUAGACACUCUACGAUUUUACGGAGAAUUUCUCUUAUUUUCAAUAAUGGAGGUCAAAAUUGACGUUGGUAAAAUCGCCGCGGGAAGUUUCUGUAUUCAAAGCGGGGGAAAAUACAAUGAUAAGUUGGUUGAACUUUCCAAAUCUAUCCUGCUGGUUUGUCUUAUUCCAUGUUGUCGGUAAAAUCAGCAUGAAUUGCUUGAAAAGGUCUCCCAGAAAUAAAAAUAUUAGAAGAUUACGAGCAAGCAACAUAGUCUAUUAUUUCCCGUAAAUUCUUGACAGAUUGAUGUGUUGGUUUUGUUCCACAAAGCCAAAAAGGUAAGAUACGUUCAAACCGGCGAAGCUCAUCAUCUCCUCCGCAGAUGAAGAACGCACCAAGUCCCCGCAACUUCCCCUCGAGGCAAAGACAAGAAAACUUCAUUCUCCGAGAUGGACCGGCCGGCAAUAGCGCAUCCAAUGGAACUCGCUCUGCCUUGAAAUAUAUCAAGGUUGCCGCCAAGAAAGUUGCUGGAGCGUUCGCCGUUGUUCUUUUCUGGCGGAAGAAGGUCAACCCAAAAGAUCAUAUAGCUGAUUCCAGCAAAAAUACCGUUCGAACCAGACGGAAUUCCGUUUCAACAGAUCCUUCUUCGGCGAGCAGUGCGAAGAGUUCAUCAAUGUUCAAGUCCUAUAGCUCUGGUUUUUCUUCCGGUGUUUCCACUGGUCAGGUUGGGAAUUUCUCCAUUGAAGAGAUUUACAAGGCAACCGAAAAUUUCUCUCCAUCUAAUAUAAUUGGGGAAGGCGGAUUUGGGACAGUGUACAAGGGGAGGCUCCGGGAUGGUACUCUUGUUGCAAUAAAGCGCGCGAAAAAGAACAAACAUGAAAGCCACUUGGAGUUCAAGAAUGAAAUGCUUACCUUGUCAACGAUUGAGCAUAUGAAUUUGGUAAGGUUGUAUGGAUAUCUGGAGCAUGAAGAUGAGAAGAUCAUUCUGCUUGAAUAUGUCAGCAAUGGGACACUCCGGGAUCAUCUUGAUGAUACCUUGGGAAAAGGACUUGAAAUUGCAGAGCGGCUGGAGAUUGCAAUCGAUAUUGCUCAUGCAGUUACCUACCUUCACAAUUACACAGAUCAUCCAAUAAUCCACAGAGACAUAAAGGCAUCAAACAUUCUCAUAACAGAGAAACUGCGUGCAAAAGUGGCAGACUUUGGGUUUGCACGAUUGGGCUCACUAGACCCUGACGCAACUCAUGUUUCAACUCAAGUCAAAGGAACGGCAGGCUACUUGGAUCCUGACUACCUCAGGACGAAUCAACUCACCGAAAAGAGUGAUGUUUACUCCUUUGGCGUGUUGCUUGUAGAACUGAUGACUGGAAGAAAACCCAUUGAAACGAAGAGAUCACUCAGUGAGCGGGUAACAAUAAGAUGGGCGAUAAAGAAACUGAACGAAGGAGAGGCAGUAAUUGCCAUGGAUCAAAGGCUGCAAAGGAGCCCAGAAUCAGUCGUGGCAGUGGAGAAGGUACUCAAACUAGCUCACCUAUGCCUUGCACCUUCGAGAAAAUCAAGACCUUUCAUGAAACAAUGUGUCGAGGUAUUAUGGAAUAUCAGAAAAGAUUUGAGAGAAAGAUCCAAUUCUCAUUCUCUCCCUCCUAGUUCUCCUCAAUCUGCAAACUUUCCCGAGAGAGAUGCUAAGCAGAGUUUACAAAUGUCUUUUGGUGUUGAAGAUGGUGACAGCUACAAAUUUAUAUCUGCAUGAUUGAGAGGCAAGCCGAUUUUAAGAGAAACGUCAUUAUUUCAUCUCUGUAAUUUUUUUCUUAAUGUAGAAAUACAAAAUGAAAUAUUCCUACGUUAUAAUUCUUAUAAGUUUGUGCUUAUUCUUUUGAAAUCUAAGAAGACAAGUAGAUAACGA